Molecule: messenger RNA, 3540 nt
Organism: Phyllostomus discolor (pale spear-nosed bat)
Lineage: Eukaryota; Metazoa; Chordata; Mammalia; Chiroptera; Phyllostomidae
Gene: CPAMD8
Product: C3 and PZP like alpha-2-macroglobulin domain containing 8
Cellular component (GO): extracellular region
Molecular function (GO): endopeptidase inhibitor activity
Source: RefSeq, a predicted model, not a curated record
AUGUCCAGGUGCGAAGUGGGGCGCGGGGCGCCAGCCACAGGUUGCGGGGGCUGCAAACAAAGGGCCCCUGCUGGUGCAGCGGGGACAGAGGCACAAGGACCCCACCUGCCCGACCCCGGCCAGGCCCUCUCCAUGGGUGCCACGGCUCCGCAGAGCCAGAAAACAUGGGGCUCCCUGUUUGGGCUGCUGCUCCGGCUCCCGCUGCUGCUGUCCCCGAGGCACAGCGUGCACACUGCGCUGUCCCCGGCCCCCCAGACAGAGCGCCACCGGCUCCCAGGGCCAGUGCUGCGGCCAGAGAGCACCCAGCAGGAGCCCGCUGUGUCUUCUGAAAGGUCCAACUUUUCACGAAGCUUUAACGAAGCCCAGCUUAUCAGAGAUUUCAAUGGCUAUUUGAUCACUGUGCUCUCUGUCUUCCGCUCAGGAGUGGAGGAAGUCGUCAGCGUGACCACCUUUAACUCCCCAAGGGAAGUCACAGUCCAGGCUCAGCUGGCGGCCCAGGGCGAGGCAGUGGCAUGCAGCCAGGGAGCGAUCCUGCUUAAAGGAACCCUCCUUGCCCCUAUUCCAAGCAGGGCAGCACCCCGUUUCCCAUGCUCCGAGUUCUGCCUGCAGGUGCCCACGGGUCUCAGGGGCCAGGCCCUCCUGGAGGUGUGGGGCCGAAGCCAACGGGCAGAGGAGGGCCUCCUCUUCCACAACCAGACUUCAGCGACCGUAGAUGGCCAGGGAGCCUCCGUGUUCAUCCAGACCGACAAGCCCGUGUCCAGGCCCUGGCACCGAGUGUUCAUAAACAUCCUCACUGUCACCCCAGACCUGAGGCCCAUCAGUGAGAAGCUGGAAGCCUACAUCCCGGACCCCCGGGGCUCAAGGAUGGUGGAGUGGAGACGCGUGGAGCCGGUCUGCUGUGGUGCCGUCAACAUGAUCUUCCCCCUGUCUGAGCCGGUGCUGGGAGAAUCUCUUUUUGUCGAGAUGCAAGGCCACAUGCACAGCAAGUCCUUUGAAGCUCAGAAGUGUGUGCUGCCCAAGUUAGAGCUCCUGAUUGGCCCAUCCUACAUCCGGGACGUGGAUGCCUGCGAGAUUGGCACCGUGCAGGCCAGGGAAGAAGGGGGUGUUUACCUUUGGGAACCCAUCCCUGGGACCUUAACCAUCAACACGACUGUGAGUGGCCUGGCCUACGGCAGCCAGGAGGUGGGCACAGCUUUUGUCUCCUGCCUGCAGACUCACGGCUCCCAGGACUUUAACAUCUGUGUGAGGGACAUGAUCCCAGCUGACAUCCCUGAGCACUUCCGGGGCACAGUCAGCAUCUAGGCCACGGUGACCACCAUGGAUGGGGGCCAGCAGGUGGCCUUUGACGAUUCCAUCCCUGUCCAGAAGCAGCUGGUGGAUGUCCAGUACUCCAGGGUCACCAGGAAGCAGCUCAAGCCGGGCCUGUCCUAUGUGGGGAUGCCCCCUCCAGCCCCAGCAGCCGAGCUCGCUGUGUGCUCGGCCUCUCUCCCGCUGGCCGUGAACCCCAGCAUGGUUCCCCUCAGCCGCCUGCUGGUCUUCUAUGUCAGGGAGAAUGGAGAAGGGGUUGCCCACAGCCUCCAGUUCACUGUAGAGCCCUUUUUUGAAAAUCAGGUGUCACUGACGUAUUCAGCGAACGAGACCCACCCCAGGGAGCAUGGACGUGCAGGCAGCUGCGUGUGUGUCGCCGUGGUCGAUAAGAGUGUCUACCUGCUGAGGUCUGGUUUCUGGCUGACUCCUGCUCAGGUGAGUGGGGCCAGCCAGUCUGGGCUGACUAGAACACCCUUCAGGGUAUUGCGGGAAGACGGACCCUUCUGGUGGGCUGGGCUGACCUCCUGACGACACUGGCAUUCCUUCGUCUUCCAGUAGCCCUGGGGCGUCACCAAGGACUCCGGGUUCACCUUUAUUGAAACAGGACUGGUGGUGAGGACUGGUGCAGUGAGCCUGAACCAAUGGCAGGAUGGCAGCCUAUACACCGAUGAGGCUGUCCCUGCCUUCCAGCCCCACACAGGGAGCCUGGGGGCUGCAGCAUCUUCCGGGCAACCUCCCAGAGCAGAGAAGAGGAAAAGGACCUUGUUCCCAGAAACGUGGAUUUGGUGCCGUCUGAACGUCAGUGACCCAUCUGGCAAGGAGACGUUCAGCGUCCAGAUCCCUGACUCCCUCACCAGCUGGGUGGGCGAGGCUGGGGGUCUGCCCUCUGCGUGGGGCCUGGGCAUCGCCAAGCCCUCCCUGCUGAAGACCUUCAAACCCUUCUUUGUGGACUUCAUGCUGCCCCACCACGUGGGCCGUGGGGAACAGGUCCAGGUCCCACUCGGCAUCUACAACUAUGUGGGUGCCUGUGCCGAGGCAUAUGUGAAGAUCUCUGUUCCCAAGGGCAUCCGGUGUGUCGGGCACCGUGGCAAACGUCGUCUGACCAAGAAGGUGUGUGUGGCUUCUGGGGAGAGCCCACCUGGGUGGUUGUGUCCUUCAGCAAGUGACCUGGGACGCAGCAACAUCCCUGGUGAAGGCCCUGUUCUUCUUCGGGUGCCACCUGCAGGCCACCUGGGGGCCCAGGCGCUGGCCACAGGCACAGGCCUCCUUUUGGGCCCCACUUUCCGCUGCCCCAGUGGGGGAGAGGACACCGUGGCCAGAGCGCAGCACUGCCUGGAGUCCAGCGUAGCGGGGGCCUCGGAUCCCCAGGUCAGCGCCCCGACUGCCUGCACGCUGACCCUUCUCCGCAGCCCCACAGCCCCCGAGGCCCCUGCAGCCCUGCGGAAGCUCCGCAGCCUGGCCUUCACACAGAAUGGUGUCACUUGCUGGAGCCUGGAAGGUCCCCUGGACAGGAUCAAGGACACCUUCCCGAGCUUCAGUGCCGCCCCUUCCGUCGCAGUUGUCUCAGCGGAGGUGGAAAUGACAGCUUAUGCCCUGCUGAUCACCUUCCUGAGCGACAUGGCCACUGCCCUGCCCGUGGUGAGGUGGCUGUCCCAGCAGCAGAACACACUCGGGGGCUUCUCCUCCACUCAAGAUACAUGCGUGGCUCUGCAGGCCUUGGCAGAAUAUGCCAUCUUGUCCUACACUGGCGGCAUCAACCUGACCAUCUCACUGGCCUCCACCAACUUGGAUGACCAGGAGACCUUUGAGCUGCACGGGGCCGACCAGAAGCUUCUGUAGACCGCAGUGCUGAGUAUCCCCAGCCUCCCCACGGGGCUGUUUGUGAGUGCCACGGGUGAAGGCUGCUGCCUGCUCCAGAUUGGUGUCACCUACCGUGUGCCAGACCCGGUGGCCAAGCCGUCCUUGCAGCUCCUCGUGAGGCUCCAGGAGCCCGAGGCUGAGCAGCGGCACCCUGCACCAGCAUCCUCGGCCAGUGACGAUGACCGGGCAGCCGACCAGCAUCGCCAGGAGUACCAGGUGACCCUGGAGGUGUGCGCCAGUACUAAGUCUCCCUUCUUUCCAGAGCAGCCGAAACCAGCCUCUGCCUAUAAUUUCAACUAUGACCUGGUCCCUCUGGAUUCUGGGCACCUGGGCACCCAUGAGGCCAUGGACUUGGAGGAGGAGGCAGAGGAC